CCGGCGCCGGGGUCGCGCCAGACCUGCCCCCUGCCGCGGAGGAGACACCAUGAGACUGCUGACGCUGCUCCUGGGCCUGGUGGUGGCCGCUAACGGCCAGCUCAACUUCGGCGAUGACGCCUCGGCCGCCAGCCCCAUCUCCAUCUUCUUCGAGAAGGACCACUACACCAACAAGGCGAGCGAGGACGGCUUCUGCGAGGAGCACUGCGGCAGCGUCAAGAAGCCCGUGGUGACCAAGCCGGGCCGCUGCCCGCCGGUCGUGCCCGGCCAGCGGCCGCCCGGCGACUGCCGCGAUGAAUGCUUGUACGACUCCGAGUGCCCGGGCAGCCGCCGCUGCUGCUCUAACGGCUGCGCGCGCGUCUGCGUCGACCCCGACCUGCGCAAACGCUGCGAGGACAUCAGGUGCCCACCGGGCACCGAGUGCGUGGAGCACGCGUUCCGCGACGCUGAGUGCGUCGACCCGACGCCGAAGGGGGGCCGCUGCCCGGAGCCGGCGGACGGCAGCAGCCCUGUGGGCGGCUGCGAUGACAAGUGUCGCUUCGAUGCCGAGUGCGAUGGCGACGCCAAGUGCUGCAACAACGGCUGCGCGUUCAAGUGUCUGAAGCCGCGCAAGCCCGGCUGUGCCGAAACCAAGUGCAAGGUCGGCUACAAGUGCGCGGAGGACCGCUACGGCAACCCCCAGUGCAAGCCGAUCCCGUGCUACCAGGACGGCGAGGUGGUCGACAUCGAGUGCAACAGCUGCACGUGCAUCCAGGGCUUCCUGCUGUGCUCGCAGGAAGACUGCCCGCCCACCAAGCCCGGCUUCUGCCCGCGUAUCGUGCGUGGUUACCAGGGCGUGUGUGUGGAGGGCUGCACCGACGACUACAGCUGCCCGGGCGAGCAGAAGUGCUGCAGCACUGGCUGCGGCCACACCUGUCAGGACCACAUCAGGGCCAUCGUGCACCCCUGCAAGACGGUGCGGUUCCGGUGCGGCGACGAGACCCGGUGCGCGGCCACGCGCGGCCUCUGUCGGCCCGGCCGGCCGUGCCCGCUUGUGCCGCUUUGCGUCUCCAACCGGGUGCCCUACUGCGAGAGCUGUCCCAAGGGCAAGGUGUGCGUGCUGCAGAAGAGGUCGUGCCGCGGCUCCGGCAAGUGCCACCGGCAGCCCAUCUGCAUCCAGCUCUACAGCGAUGACACGCUCUUUCAGGAGAACGAGGACGUCGAGGUGGCGGUCAUCGCCAAACAGCAAGGACAGGUCAUCGACAACAGCGUGUUCUACUAAUCAGAUGUUCGCCCCAUGAAACACGGUGCUGAGAGACGGUUUUUUGUGGUUUUUGGCUCGUUUAACGACUCCGAUGAAAAUACACAGCUGUCGUCUCC
Molecule: messenger RNA, 1359 nt
Organism: Pollicipes pollicipes
Lineage: Eukaryota; Metazoa; Arthropoda; Thecostraca; Pollicipedomorpha; Pollicipedidae
Product: zonadhesin
Exons: 1
Coding region: 50-1261 (403 amino acids)
Biological process (GO): antibacterial humoral response; innate immune response
Cellular component (GO): extracellular region
Molecular function (GO): serine-type endopeptidase inhibitor activity
Source: RefSeq, a predicted model, not a curated record